Xiphias gladius (swordfish) is the source of this 3961-nucleotide messenger RNA. It is a transcript of the gene runx1t1, whose product is annotated as RUNX1 partner transcriptional co-repressor 1. The transcript has 11 exons. Bases 644 to 2503 code for a protein of 619 amino acids. Gene Ontology annotation, molecular function: transcription corepressor activity. Gene Ontology annotation, biological process: negative regulation of DNA-templated transcription; DNA-templated transcription. The record is from RefSeq and is a predicted model, not a curated record. Gene Ontology annotation, cellular component: nucleus. Lineage: Eukaryota; Metazoa; Chordata; Actinopteri; Istiophoriformes; Xiphiidae.
UAAGACACACAGAUGCUGGCUGCUGAUCAGUCGCCUCCUCUUCCUCCUCCUCAGCAGCGCUUCGGUCCCGCCCACCGCCACCUGGCUCUGCUGCGCACCGCCGACUGGAGGCAGAGCGCCGCUACUCCUCUUCCCCACGCCAACGGAGAAGCAGAACACAGGGAGCCCCGAGACCGAGGGUGUGUGCAUGAAAUUUUUUUCCCCCCUCAUAUUUAAAGAAAAACAAAAAAACGAUUCAUACAAUCUAAGAGCGACUGGAAGUUUAAAGGAUUCUGGAGGAAAGUGCGAAGACGAGUCAAAGAAAUAUCAGACGGGUGCCCUGCGCACUACUGCAUCCUUCUUCUCCAUCUCUUUCUCAUCUCUCCUCCUCCUCUGCCUCUGUGCUCUUACAAGACUCCCGGCUUGUCCCAUCCCGCGUAUCCCCAGUGACUGGUCGUUUACGGCAAGCCGCGAGCUGCCCGUCCUCUUUUGUCGGAGUUUGAACCGCAUUUCGGAGCCGCUGGAAGUAAACUGCCAGAGCCCCCUCGGAGCUGGCCGGACUCUGUAGCGUUCGUCUUCCCUGACACGAGUGGAUCACCGAGGGGACCUUGCGCGGAGUCAAAAGGACUGGAAAUUAUUUAGCCCUCUCACAUCAACGUACCGCAUGGUGGGAAUUUCUGCCUCUUUUCAGUAUCACACUGGGAAGCGCUCCACCAUGCCCGACUCACCUGCGGACGUCAAGACACAGUCCAGGUUGACCCCCCCUACCAUGCCACCCCCACCCAGCACACAGGGAGCGCCACGCAACAGCUCCUACACCCCCACAACUUUAACCAAUGGCAGUAGCCACUCUCCUACAGCACUCAAUGGCGCUCCAUCUCCUCCAAACGGCUACAGCAAUGGUCCUAGCUCCUCCUCCUCAUCCUCACUGGCCAACCAGCAGCUGCCGCCGGCCUGUGGCGCCCGGCAGCUCAGCAAGCUCAAGCGCUUCCUCACGACUCUACAGCAGUUUGGCAACGACAUCUCACCUGAAAUCGGCGAGCGGGUCCGCACAUUAGUGCUAGGACUAGUGAAUUCCACGUUAACCAUAGAGGAAUUUCACUCCAAGCUCCAAGAAGCCACCAACUUCCCUCUGCGACCUUUUGUCAUACCCUUUCUGAAGGCCAACCUGCCGCUUCUUCAGAGGGAGCUGCUGCACUGUGCCAGGCUGGCCAAGCAGAACCCAGCUCAGUACCUGGCCCAGCACGAGCAGCUGCUCCUGGACACCAGUACCACCUCCCCAGUAGACUCCUCUGAACUCCUGCUGGAUGUAAACGAGAACGGCAAGAGAAGGACACCAGACAGAACCAAAGAGAAUGGCUUUGAGCGAGAUGGUGCCCUGCACCCAGAUGUUCACCCCAGCAAACGGCCAUGCACCAUAAGCCCCGCCCAGCGCUUCAGCCCAUCCAAUGGGCUCUCCUACCAACCCAAUGGCCUGCCCCACCCAGGCCCGCUCCCUCCGCAGCACUACAGGCUGGACGACAUGGCCAUCGCCCAUCACUACCGAGACACCUACAGACACCCCGCCUCCAAUCAUCGGGAGAUCCGGGAGAGAGCCAGGUCCAUUGGUAUGCAUGCUGGGACCAGGCAGGAGGAGGUGAUUGACCACAGGCUGACAGACAGAGAGUGGGCUGAGGAGUGGAAGCACCUUGACCAUGUAAGAAAACUGCUGAACUGUAUCAUGGACAUGGUGGAGAAAACAAGGCGCUCGCUAACGGUACUGCGGCGGUGCCAGGAGGCUGACCGCGAGGAGCUCAACUACUGGAUCCGCCGAUACAGCGAUGCUGAAGAGCUGAAGAAGGGCACCACUAGUGGGCAGUCAAGGCAGCAGAGCCCCACAGCACAGGAAAAUGCAACAUCAGAAAUUCACAGGGAGCUGCUGCAUCGGCCCGUGUCUGGCUACGUCCCCGAAGAGAUCUGGAAGAAAGCUGGUACGGGAGGCUUGACUUCCUCUGUCUCCACACUCUUUCCAGAAGAGGCGGUGAAUGAGGUAAAGCGGCAGGCCAUGUCAGAGCUGCAGAAGGCCGUGUCAGAGGCCGAGCGCAAGGCUCACGAGAUGAUCAGCAGCGAGCGGGCCAAGAUGGAGCGCACGGUAGCCGAGGCCAAGCGGCAGGCAGCCGAGGACGCACUCUCCAUAAUCAACCAGCAGGAGGACUCCAGCGAGAGCUGCUGGAACUGUGGCCGCAAGGCCAGUGAGACAUGCAGCGGCUGCAACACGGCGCGCUACUGCGGCUCCUUCUGCCAGCAUAAGGACUGGGAGAAGCACCACCAUGUCUGCGGUCAGACCCUCCAGGCCCAGCAGCAGCAGGCCAGCCAACAGCAGGGAGGCGUCCCCGGGUCAGAGACCCCUGCUCCCAUCAGCUCAUCAGCCUGCACCCCAAGCAGCGGGACUGGGAGUCCGGCUGCCACCCCACCUGCUGCUACCACUCGCUCAUCCACCCCCAGCACCCCGUCCUCCUCUGCCCUGGAUGGCACACCGCGCUAAGAGACUCACACAGAGGAUGGAGGCAAAAGGCCUCCAGGGCCUAACAGCCAGCCCUCAACCCUACAAACAGCAUGACUGUCUACAUUGCCUUGCAAAGAUGCUAAGCUAACAUGGCUAACAGAAAGAGAUGGCAAUGCUUCUGUCUAUCUUGCAGCGUAGUCAUAGAAGGAGGAGGGGGUCCAUAAUCAGGUCAUAUUGACUUGCCAUGACUUUAAAGAAACACAAAGAUAUUCUUUGUUUUGAAUGAAUGAAUUUAAAUAUUGACAUCCUUUUAUCGUUACACUUGCUACUCUUGUUGUCUGUUUGUCGUUGUGCUUGUUGUUGUUAAUGUUGCUGUCAUUGUAGCUUAUCUUAUUUUCUCCUGUAAAUAUGAGACUGAGACUGAGCAGAGAUAGCCGUGAACUCAAGACAAGUAUAUCUGACCUCCCCUUUUUUUAAAUGUUUUUAUUUUUAUUUUCCAUCCUUGAAUUAGCGCUUAUUUCCUUCCUGUACCUGGGACAUGAGACAAGUCAACCUCAAGAAGACAUUUUACCAAACAGUAUACCAAGGGAACAUAACUAACUAGCAGAAUGUCAUCAACAUUCUUUGUAAGGAAAGAAAUUAGAUUUAAAUACUCUGAAAGACAAACAAAUUUGCUGCAUGGAGAGGGGAGAGGGAUGGACUCAAUCUCUGGUCCACAGACCGCCAUGAAAUGGGCAGAUGUGAAGCAGAUUGCAAGCAGAGCCAGCUGUUCAACCAAUGUUAUUUCCCUCUCACUUGUAAUAAUAUCCAGGUCAGUGGGCUGGGAAAUACAAAUCCGUCUCCCUGAAGGAUGUAAAAGGAAGAAUUCUUGGACAAGAUACAAAACUUUGCCAACUGCACAUGUGGAGGAUGUACUGACUACAAUUCACACGUGCAUGCUUGGUGGAUCAGAGAAGCUCUCAAACAGGAAGUGAAGUCAUCAUCCCACUGGUGAGACUGUCAAAUCACCCGGACAGCAGCCGCUGGGCCACACAGAACUGAAAACCUACAGUGUGGAGACUCACCCCAGACGCUCCCCUCCUUUCUCAGCUCUGAAAAACAUUUUCAUCUUUCUUCAUGUUCUUUUUCUAUAGAUGUCAUGGUGUUUAAGACUUCUGUCCUGUGGUGUCAUCAAUGGUUAUUUAUUGUAUAUGUGUUGGACGAUUGUGACAAUGCAUAGUACUUCAACCAAGUCACAACUCUAAGUCCUUCAUAACUCUCUCUCUCUCUAGCUGGUGCAAAAAGAGAUAAAAAAAAAAAAGUGUUAUACUUUUUCCAAGCUGCUUUUCUAUUCUGUGUGUAAGUGGUAGAUCCCUGGUAGUUACUAUAAGUUUUACUUCCCUUUUUCCUCAAGAAAAGACACAAGCUAUAUCUCAGAGCUGCUACUUGAGUCCGACCCAGAUCUUUUCUGAGAACUAGCAUGUUGCGCGGAAUGCUAACCUAAAUGUUUUGUACAAG